AUUCAAAGUCAUUUAUAAUCAUUGUGAUGAUAACAUUGUAUAAGAUCAGAGAUAACCCUAUAGAUUGAUCUAAUUUAUUGUGGAUCAUUAUAUUCUAAUUAAUAAUUAUCACUAUGCAAGUUCCUUAUCGACCAGAUCACUCAAAUUUAACUGUAUCAGUUCAGCCAGAUGGUACCCUGAACCAAUCAAAUAAAAAACGAUGGGAUGUUGGCUUAUGUGAUUGUAGAUCAAUUAAACUAACACUUCUUUCGUGUUUCUGUCCGUGCUGUGUUUUCGGGAGCAUCACACAAGAAAUGGAUUACCCUUGGUGUAUUUGUUGCUUGAGUUAUUUGGUAGCGUUAUUUCUUUCGCCUAUCAUAUGGAUACAUGUAUUUUUGGGGUGCAGCUGCCGUAGACGUUUAAGACAUCAUUAUCGCAUCAAAGGUCAUAUUAUCUCUGACUUUUGUACUUCUCUUUGGUGUUCCUCAUGUAUGCUAUACCAGUCGGCAGCUCAAAUAGCUGUUGAACGUUACAAAAAAUUGCAACCCGGUGUUCAAAACCCUUAUACAACAGGAUUAUUUCGUAAAAUCGGUCAUAUAAUAAUUUCAUGUUACAGUAUUCCAAGACGCAUUCGUGAUGAACAUUUAAAUUCCCAAUCACUUUUGAACACGAAUAAUUCUACACUAGACAACACACAUGUGUCCAAUCUACAACCUGGAUUAAUCAAAACAGUUUGUGUACCAUACACAAGUCAACCAGUGCAACCACAUAUUGGCAUACAGUCGGCACAAGUACAAUCACACUUAACCUUACAGGCUCCUCAUUCUCAACUAAUGCCAGAAGCAGUUUUACCUACGACACAAGCAUCAGACGCUUUGGUACACAAAAUUCAAGGCAGCUCACAACUGCAACAAACUCAGAAUAUACAAGAUCUUAUUACGCAAUCAGAGCCUGGUGAAUCCGAGCCUAUUAUGCAUAUAUGAUGGAAAUUAUGGAGGUAAACGAAAAUAAAAGCAAAUCAUGACUGAAAAAAUGUUGGCGUUAAAACUAUCUUAUUGAUUGAACUUUACAUCAUUAAACAUGUUUGUGAAAUUUAUUAAUGGUUUCCAUCUAUACUCAAAUUUGUAUAUUUAAUAAAAUAUCUAGUCGGAAGAAA
Molecule: messenger RNA, 1135 nt
Organism: Schistosoma margrebowiei
Lineage: Eukaryota; Metazoa; Platyhelminthes; Trematoda; Strigeidida; Schistosomatidae
Source: the annotation of a GenBank genome assembly